Molecule: messenger RNA, 1827 nt
Organism: Halichondria panicea
Lineage: Eukaryota; Metazoa; Porifera; Demospongiae; Suberitida; Halichondriidae
Exons: 4
Coding region: 670-1734 (354 amino acids)
Source: RefSeq, a predicted model, not a curated record
GGCAGUUUUCUUUUUAAAUAAUAAUUCAGAAAAUGAGCGUGUCCCUCAAAUGCGCAUGCGCGUUGCAGCUGUUACCAUGGAGACAUGCCUGCUUAUCUUCUGCGCAUGCGCAGACAACCAUGUGGCACUGCUGUUUAUCAAUAAAGUGGGUGGAUCAAGGCGUGGUUUAUCUAUUUGAUUAUCCGGCAUAUUCACUUAUCCAGCCUCCUUCUGGAACCAAGGUGUCCGGAUAAUUGAGGUUCUACUGUACGCACAUCAUUGCUGUAGUAGCCACACCUGAGACGUCAAAUAAAAAAACACCAAGUCGGUUGAAGUGGCUCAUUUGCCAAUAUUAUAAUACUUGCCAAAUUUCCCCGUUUUACGGCACAUUAUAUCUGGUAAAUAAUGCGUGAAGGUAUGAACACAAAGAAAAAUAAACAUGUUUACGACAUGAAAGGUUACCUCUUAUGAACUUGGAGUCAAUUGGAAGUGUCCUGAGACAGGCACCGGUAUAAAUAUUCUCAUACAUUGAAAUUUGAUAUACUAAACUCAAGUGGGUGAUAAAUUCUUUCUGUUAUUACAGGCUAACUAGUGAUGACACUGCACAAAGGGGGAUAUACCCUAUAGCAUUCUGAUGGUUACUAAAGCAGCCAAGCAAGCAGUCAAGUCAGUUUUAACCUUUGCUCCAAGAUGGUAUCAAGAACAGUAACAGCUCUAUUUCUAACGAUUGGCUGCUUGCACUUCUGUGCAGUAAAUGCACAAAUUGUCAGAUGUACAACGGAACCUCCGCUAGACGAUGAUGGAACACUCCAUGUGCCAAUUAAUGGGCGUGCUUUUUAUAUAUGCGAAAGACAACAUAACAGUUCAUUCGAAAGGCAAAACUGGCAUCUACUAAUCGAUAAUUUUCAUAUGCGUACUCAUCCAGAAGUAACAACCACAACAUCCUCCAUAUCUUCUCAACAGCCUUGUCUAUUUUCAAACAACUCAAAUUGUGACAGUAUGAUAAUCAUACUUCUUCCAAGAUCAAACAAACUUGACAAUAAAACUAUAAAAGCGUGCACUUUGCUAAACAAUAAUGUUGCUAGUCGUAUAGAUUUAGCGUGUAGCUCAACUGAAAUCAGGAUUACAAUAGAGACUCCAAACACCAGUACACCCACCACGACUACGCAGAAUACCCCCGAAACAAGCAAUGGCACACAAACAACCACAACUCCAGAAUCAACCACUGUGAAAGGACAGACCUGCACAACCCCUGAUUCUACUACAAGCUCUCCUGGUGUUACAUUGGGUCAAGGUUUACCAGAGCUCAGCAUAGCUGCAGACAGUGCUUCAAUGUACAACGUGCUGACCAAUUCACUACAAACUGUUCUACUGCUUCUACUAGUACUCAAUGCAGUCUGUGGUCGUAAAUUACGAAGAUACAAAACAGAGAGAAAGUCGAUUAAGGAUAUGGAGGAAGGUGAAAGCCAGGCUGAUGAAGUACAUGAGAAAAUAGAUUUGAGCCAUCCGACCGUUGAAAUAGAGAUUCAGAUGGAAAAUGAUGCUCAAAAUUCUUCAGCAGAAAGUAGCCAGCAACACGAGCACAUUAUUAUAACAAACCAGCAUACACCAAACAAUCAGCCAGACACAGACAGUCCGGCAGCUCAUGAACUAAACGAGAUUAAUGGCAAUCGAUAUGCUGAAUCUGGCCUAGAGCUACAGCCUAGUAUAGGAGGAGUUGUGAAGAUUAAUCCAUUAAUUGCUUUGGUACAGUAAAACUCACAACACUUACAACAGACGAUACAUAGUCAAAGCACCCUAUGACAUUAUGAAUUUUUUAAAAAUUAUUUAUUUAUUUAUUUAUUAUAA